Molecule: messenger RNA, 1003 nt
Organism: Trichoplusia ni (cabbage looper)
Lineage: Eukaryota; Metazoa; Arthropoda; Insecta; Lepidoptera; Noctuidae
Exons: 5
Coding region: 340-831 (163 amino acids)
Source: RefSeq, a predicted model, not a curated record
UAAGAAUUUGGCCCGCCCAGGGUCGGUUGUUACCCACAUCGAAAACGAUGUUUCUACUCAAUGAAUAUCAUUUUCAAGAACAGAGGGACAUUUGAUCCCGGUAAAAGCGUCUAGUAACGAAAUUCUAAGAGUUACAAAGAAAUGGUGAUACCUAUAUUCAUAUAUGCUUCGAAGAAUUUCAUUGGAGUGGUAAUUACCGCGGAACACUUGUGUUUACAAGCACAAGUCAACAUAAUUAUUUCUCACGGCAUCAUCGGUUUAUGAGAGACCGACACCGCCACUCGCAUCCUUCAGAUUAUCGCGGUAGCGCGGUUCUGUUCGAUCUGAAAUCAGUACAAAAUGUAUAUUUUUUUGACGUUAGCUUUUCUGCCUGCUGUGACUAAUUUUGUGUCAUGUGAAUCAACCUUCGAGCCACCAAGAGAAGGUCCACCGAGAACAACCUUCAAAUCUGUGGUAAACGAAGGUUCAUCCAUACCAAUAACAACUGUAGCAGAUUUCAGAUCGCUGUAUUCAUAUCAACCUACGUCACGCCAGCCACAAGGUUGGGGGCAAAACGACGCCAGAUAUAGGAUGCUGCUAAGAUCACCACAAUCCUUGACAAAGCUUGCGAAGACACUGUCAAUUGGAUUCGAUCCGUCUUUUAGUAAGGACUACUUCGAACCGUUUGAAAAAAGAGCGAAGCCAGUGACUCUCAUCGCUUUCAGGAAAAAUGGAUUUGUGCCUCGCCAUACUUUCAAAUACGCAGAGAGGGUAUCGACAGAGGUCGCGGAACAACAGUCUCCGUAUAAUGAAGUGGGAAGUUUCUGGCAAGACGACCUAAUAGACUCUUAGAUCCGGACGGCGGCGUGUCACCACAUGGCCGUAGUUCUAACAAUCAUGGUUUGGAGUUACUUGAGUGAACAAAAUGUUGUGAUAGUAAAGUUAAAAGCAAAAAAACAAAUGCUACCUAGGAUCUUAACUAAUCUUGACAUAAGUAUUAGAUUAGUUUUUUUAAGUUUACUGC